UUAACAUUGCUUCCAAGUCAUGACCACAAUGCCUGACAUUCAUGUUAAGAGUCGGGCCAAAGAUGUGGUCAAAAUGGCCCCACCACCUGUUCGAUUUUUCUCCCCCAACUCUCCUGUUAUUGACCUGUACAUGGGGCAACUGGAUCAAGUGGAAAGAUAUUGCCACGUAUCUGAAGUCUAUGUUAUUCUGUUUUAUGCUCCUUGGUGUGGAGAAUCCAUUUCUGUCAGAGAAGAAAUUGAUCAGGUCGCAAUGAAGCUUCAGGAUCAGGUGUUGUUCAUUGCUGUAAACUGCUGGUGGCACCAGGGGAAGUGCAGGAAGCAAAUGAAUCUCUUUUAUUAUCCUGUAAUCCAUUUAUAUCAGAGAAGGUUUGGACCUAUCGAAUACAAAGGCCCUCUUACAUCUGCUUACAUUCAUGAUUUCAUUCGACGAGUAAUGAGUCCACUUCAGUACAUCUCAACUCAUUCUAUCUUGCUGGACUUUCUUUCACAUUAUGAG
Rhincodon typus (whale shark) is the source of this 496-nucleotide messenger RNA. Its product is annotated as thioredoxin domain-containing protein 11-like. The record is from RefSeq and is a predicted model, not a curated record. The annotation marks the transcript as partial. The transcript is spliced from 4 exons. NCBI's taxonomy places the organism in Eukaryota, Metazoa, Chordata, Chondrichthyes, Orectolobiformes, Rhincodontidae.